AUGACAACGACUUGGAAGAACAGUCCUGAGCGAAUAUACAACAUAGAUGAAAAAGGACUAAUGGAGAAUCACAAGCCCCCAAACGUUGCCUCCAAUAAAUCGGUGCCAGUUGCAGUAACACUGCUGAGCUCGAACACGACGACAGUGAUCGGAUGUGGCAAUGCCAUUGGACAUGCCAUCCCUCCAUAUUUAAUUUUCAAAGGGAUGCGAAUGCGAGACGAGCUAUUGGAAGGUUGUUUGCCAGGAGCUAAUGGAACUGUCAGUGAUUCAGGCUGGUCCAACAGUGAAAUCUUCCAGAAGUAUCUUGCAGAGCACUUUGUCAAGUACUCUGUCCAGUCAACAGCAGAGAAACCAGUGUUGAUCUUGUACGACGGUCACAAGUCGCACGUCUCCAUAGUACUGAGUGAAUGGGCAAGAGAGAGACACAUCAUCCUGUUUGUGCUUCUAGCACAUACCUCGCAUGUACUUUAA
Messenger RNA from Gigantopelta aegis, 471 nucleotides. RefSeq lists its product as uncharacterized. Gene Ontology annotation, cellular component: nucleus. Bases 1 to 471 code for a protein of 156 amino acids. The transcript has a single exon. NCBI's taxonomy places the organism in Eukaryota, Metazoa, Mollusca, Gastropoda, Neomphalida, Peltospiridae. Gene Ontology annotation, molecular function: DNA binding. The record is from RefSeq and is a predicted model, not a curated record.